AUGAAGCCGCCUACGGUCUCGAAUCCAAAGGCCCGGAGACGCAACAGUGUGGAACUAUUGCCCCCAAAGAUGUCUGAAAGUCCUACAGAGCUAAGGAUUGUGCUUCUCGGAAAGAAUGGCUCUAAGAAGAGUGCUGUUGGGAACUUCAUCCUGGACAGAGGGGCAUUUGACCCCAACUAUGUACAAAACCACUGUGAGAGAGCCAGGGGUCGGGUGGAGGACAAACACAUAGCUGUGAUCAACACUCCAGACCUGUUAGACCCUCACAUCUCACAUGACAAACUCUCAGAGGAACUGCGUUGGUGUGUCACUCUGUCUGACCCGGGACCUCAUGUGUUCCUGUUGGUGCUGCAGCCUGAGGAGUCCACACAGGAAGAGGGAAACAGAAUCAGGACCAUCCUAGACACCCUCAGUGACCGGUCCUUUGACUACUCAAUGGUACUGACAACUCAUGAAGACAAGAGGGAACACAUGGAUGAGGAUCACCCUCUGAAUCAGAUGGUCAGAGCCUGUAGAGGGAGGCAGCACCUCAGUGACUGCACUCAACUUAUUGCAGAUGUUGACAAGAUUGUAAAGGAGAAUGGAGGAGACUAUCUCACCUGUGAUGUAUUUGAAGAUAGUUCAAGUGUCAUGGUACAAGGGAAAGAGGAAAUCCACAGGAGUAAAACUGAUGGAAGUCUCAAAUCUUCCUCUGAGGAAGAACUUGGAAAGGAUGUUUUGGAACAAGGUGAAUCAGCACAACUGGACAAAUGGGAGAACAUUAGAGAAACUGGUAAGUAUACAGAGAGCACAAAACUUAUUGUGAAAUGA
This is a messenger RNA of Oncorhynchus nerka (sockeye salmon), 810 nucleotides long. Its product is annotated as GTPase IMAP family member 4-like. The coding region runs from base 1 to 810 and encodes 269 amino acids. Gene Ontology annotation, molecular function: GTP binding. The transcript has 3 exons. The record is from RefSeq and is a predicted model, not a curated record. NCBI's taxonomy places the organism in Eukaryota, Metazoa, Chordata, Actinopteri, Salmoniformes, Salmonidae.